Molecule: messenger RNA, 1440 nt
Organism: Laccaria bicolor S238N-H82
Lineage: Eukaryota; Fungi; Basidiomycota; Agaricomycetes; Agaricales; Hydnangiaceae
Exons: 3
Coding region: 1-1440 (479 amino acids)
Source: RefSeq, a predicted model, not a curated record
AUGCUGGACGCUGCGGAUGAUUUUUCCAACGAGCUGAGUAUCGACGAACUCCGGUGGUUAGAAGCCAGUGCUAUCUUCGACUUUCCACCUUUGUCAGAGAAACCAAUAUCUUGUGAAGACACUAACCUACCUUUAUCCCCCGAGAAUAUUUGUGUCCGACCUGCAACACCUCCUCCCCGUCGUUCCCGCUCUGCCACUGUUCACGCUUCAGCUCCAAGUUCCGAGUGGAUUUAUCGCCGACCCAAAUCUCCCCCCGAUUCUCGUCGAUGUACAUCCACCCACUCCCCUUCUUUAACGACGUCUCGCCCUCGUAACCGGAGCGGGCAAGAUGUCCCCUCUUCCGUCCCCCGCUCCCUUUCAAAUUCAAGCACCCGCACAGAGACUGGCCCAAGACCUGCCCCCAAGAGGGAUCGGCAGGACGAAACUUUUCCAUCUGAUUCAAUCAGUCCCUUCUGGCCAACGAUCCUCCGUCCUCGGUCCCGUUCCGAACGAUCCGCCCCCUUGCUUAAAUAUAUUCCUUCAGUUAACGUUGCUUCCCCUUCUCCCACUUUGUAUUCCUCUUUCUCCACUUUGAACCACACGUCUCCAUCAAGGCCUGUGCGUGUUCGUCCUGCAUCGAUCGCAUCAACACUUUCGAGCACUUCUUCGCAUUCAUCUUCUACACCCGAAACACCAAUCUCGCCUGGUUUUGCUGUCCCUUGCAGCAAACCACGCAGGACAUACCAACGCCGGAACAAUGACCCCAGACUACCACCUUUGUCUGCCUCGUGUCCAUCCAAAUCAAUCUUGACACGAACGUCGUCCAUUUCCACAAAGAACUCCACCACUACCGCGCACAAAUCGGUCAAGUUUGUGGACGCCCCCACUGUUCACUAUGCGGCACCCUCCUAUUGGAGUGCCGACGAAAGGAUCGAUCGUGAUGUUGCUGGGCAUGGUGUGGACAUGGGAAUAGAUGUAGACGGGAUGGACAUGGACAUGCCGGUGUCCAUGGAGAGGAGCAUCUAUCCAGGCAGAGACCACCAGCUUGGUCCAGCCCACCUGUGCGAAGAACUUCAGCCCAGUGCACCUACCCCAGAAAAGGAAAAAGCCAGCAGUCUGAAACGGUUCAUCAUGACCCGAAGAGCACCUGAUGCCCCAUCCCCCUCCAGAAAUCAACUCCUUUCGACAUCGCCUCGACCCACAAUAUCUGGCCCAUACGCACUGGGCACCUUUAACUCAUUACCGCGCUCCACCACCUCCACAUUCAACCCCAGUAAGUCAACCGACAUAGCUCAAUCCGGUAUUUCGCUGCGACCCGCGCCGUCGCUUGAGAGUUUUCGUAGUGUUCAAAGUACGGCCGCUAAAAGUGCGCAUAGCGUGGGGAGUGUGAGGAGUACCGCGAGCACGCGAGGAUUUAGGGCUUGGUUGGAACGCAUGGGCAACGCAUGGUCUGGAACUUAG